Messenger RNA from Suncus etruscus (white-toothed pygmy shrew), 2029 nucleotides. RefSeq names its product amyloid beta precursor protein binding family A member 3 (gene APBA3). The transcript is spliced from 10 exons. Gene Ontology annotation, biological process: chemical synaptic transmission. Gene Ontology annotation, molecular function: amyloid-beta binding; protein binding. The coding region runs from base 81 to 1892 and encodes 603 amino acids. The record is from RefSeq and is a predicted model, not a curated record. Gene Ontology annotation, cellular component: dendritic spine; plasma membrane; cytoplasm. NCBI's taxonomy places the organism in Eukaryota, Metazoa, Chordata, Mammalia, Eulipotyphla, Soricidae.
UACUACUGGACUGGCACCGCUGACUAAGCGGUUGACGCUACCUCGGAUUGGAAAAUGUUGCCUUGAACCAUCAGUUGGGUAUGGACUUCCUGACGCCCCCCCAGGACCCCCCAGGGCCUCCGGCUAUGGACUUGGAGGAGCCCAGAGAUACUGGAGUACCUCCCCAGGACCCCAGCCCAGCCUGCUCGUGGGACCCAGUCCCUGAGAGCCCUGGGAGCCCCAGUCACAUGGAACUUGACGGGGCACGUCUUCAGGACCUGGUUCAACAGUUUGAGGCUCUGCCCGGAACUCUAGUGGACCUGGUCCCCGCCACGGCCCCCUGCCCCCUGCACAUAGCCACCGGUCAUGGCCUGGCCCCCCCAGACUCAGACGGGACACCCGGGCUUUUGUCGACUGAGGCAGACCAGGAAGACCUGCUGAAGCUUUUGCAUGGGGAGAAGCAUCCAGCUGAACCUGAUCCCCCUCCUGAGGAGCCCCCAGACUCUGCCCCUCGUCUGCUGCAGCCCCCUGAGGACCAAGACAGGAGUCCAAGCCCCAUAGAAUGGGGAGAAGGAGCGUCAGUGGAGCGGGGAAGUGACCGCAGCUCCAACAGCUCUCCAGAAGCCUGGCUGGAGACGGUCCCUCUGGUUACUCCUGAAGAACCGCCCGUGGGGAGUCAGAGCCCCGAGACCCCAACUUCAUGUCCUGCCCUCCCGGAGGUAUCCGGCCCCUGUGAUCAUGAGGACCUGUUGGAUGGCGUCGUGUUUGGGGCGCAGUACUUGGGCUCCACCCAGCUGGUGUCUGAGCGGAACCCUCCACCCAGCACGCGCAUGGCCCAGGCCCAGGAAGCUGUGGACCGCGUCAAGGCUCCGGACGGGGAGACGCAACCCAUGACGGAUGUGGACCUCUUCGUGUCUACCAAGAGGGUCAAGGUGCUGACAGCCGGCUCCCAGGUACUGGCCACCCUGGGGAGGGUACCUAAGUGGGCGAGAUCCAACACCCCGAGCCUACCAGGUUUGUCCCUGCAGGAGGCGCUCAUGGACCACGCGCUGCAGACCGUAUCCUACACCGCAGACAUUGGCCCUGUGCUGGUGCUCAUGGCGAGGCGCAGGCUGGCCCGGUCAGGCCCGCAAAACACCGGCCGGCGGCUCUACCGCAUGAUCUGCCAUGUGUUCCACGCUGAGGACGCCCGGCUGAUCGCCCAGGCCAUCGGGCAGGCCUUUGCCAUGGCCUACAGCCAGUUUCUGCGGGACAGCGGCCUGGACCCCAGCCAGGUGGCGGCCCAGCAGAACCAGGGCACCCCAGGGCCCGGCCACCUGCACAACGGGGAUCUGGACCACUUCUCCAACAGCGAAAACUGCAGAGAGGUGUGCAUCGAAAAGCGCCGGGGUGAGGGCCUGGGCGUGGCGCUGGUGGAGUCGGGCUGGGGCUCGCUGCUGCCCACCGCAGUCAUUGCCAACCUGCUGCACGGGGGUCCCGCCGAGCGCUCAGGGGCGCUCAGCAUCGGGGACCGCCUGACCGCCAUCAACGGGACCAGCCUGGUGGGGCUGCCUCUGGCCGCCUGCCAGGCCGCCGUCCGCGAGGUGAAGUCGCAGACGCUGGUGACCCUCAGCAUCGUGCACUGCCCGCCAGUCACCACGGCCAUCAUCCGCCGGCCGCACGUCCGGGAGCAGCUGGGCUUCUGCGUAGAAGACGGCGUGAUCUGCAGCCUUCUACGGGGAGGCAUUGCCGAACGUGGUGGCGUGCGCGUGGGUCACCGCAUCAUUGAAAUCAACGGGCAGAGUGUGGUGGCCACGCCGCAUGCCCGUGUCAUCGAACUGCUCACCGAGGCCCACACGGAGGUCCACAUCAAGACCAUGCCCGCUGCCACCUACCGCCUGCUCACGGGCCAGGAGCAGCCUGUGUAUCUGUGAGCGACCGAUCGUGCCACCCCGUCACCCCUGUCACCACCGCUGUGCCUUAGCAAGUCCGCCCACAGCCCCAUCCUGGAUGGGCCCCAACGGAUUUGCAACUCACGUUGGUUAUAUAACAAAUUAAAUGCAAUAUCACA